Peromyscus maniculatus bairdii (prairie deer mouse) is the source of this 3156-nucleotide messenger RNA. Lineage: Eukaryota; Metazoa; Chordata; Mammalia; Rodentia; Cricetidae. The record is from RefSeq and is a predicted model, not a curated record.
GGAGUGUCACAACUGGGUAUAAUGCUACCCUAAUUUGCUGAGAGAAUGUUAGAACAUUUUACAAUAUAAUGGAAGUUUAAGUUUCAGGCUCUGGAUGAGCAGGAAGCUUUCAAGUGAGUUGAAGCCAGGUUCCUUUCCAGGCAGUCUAUAUUUAGUCUGUUUUCCUUUCUUCCAAGUUUUCUUAUAUUAUGAUUUACCCUUGAAAGUCUCAGUUUUGGCUUUGGAGAAGAACAGAGGGGAGUUACCAUCUUUCUCAUAGCACAAGACUUUAACUGUAGAUAGAAGCCAUGAAGUGUAUGCACUUGCUCUUGGCUUUAGAAUCUAAAAACAUAAUUUAAAACACCUGCUUCUUAUGAAGGACAUUUUUACAUCUUUGUUCCUAGAACAAGACAGACAUGGCUCUGUUCCUCAGAAGCCCUGGCAUGAUGAAACUAAAGGUCAUAAAUUAAUGUCAAGGAUGCAUCAAAGAUGUUGUCCGAUUGGAUUCCUGGCAUCAUUGGUCCAGCACCAACUCAUUAACCUUCCAGUUCAGCAGACUUAACAAGAGAACAAAUUGACAGCUAGUCACAAGCAGGACUUCUGGGUUUGUGGUGUCAAUCACAGCCACUGAGGAAAUGGGGCAGUGGGGACAAAAUUGUGGUCUCAUCAUGGUUAGUCCUAGGUCUUCACCUACAUGAAACACUCUGCCAACUGGACCAACCAGGAGCCAAAGCGACUGAUGGGGAAUAAUAAUGCUACAUUUGACUCUAUAUUUUUCAAAGAAACUCUGCUAUUACCUGUUACUGGGUUAGAUCUUAACAUCAGGGUGGGAAGGUGGGAAAGAUGCUGUCUCUGCUAUCAGACAGUGAGGUAUCCAUGGGCUUAAGGGGGCUAGAUAAAGUUCAGGACACAUAGGGAGCAGAGUUAUAGGUCAAACAAAAGAUAAUACUCCUGAUCCCAUGAUUUCCAGUCUAAAGAGCUUGAUUUUUGGAGUAUUUCAGGAUUGUCUGGAAUAAUGUUCUAAUCCGUGAGCUUCACAGCAGACACUGAAUUGUCUCCUGUUAUUUGGGUACAUGAAAGCUAUGGGCAGUUUCAACACCAGUUUUAGACAGGGCUUCAUCUUAAUGGGCUUCUCUGAUUAUCCUCAACUGGAACUCAUUUUUUCUGUUCUCAUUUCCAUUUUCUACUCCCUAACUCUCUUUGGCAACUCUGCCAUCAUUAUUCUUUCACAACUGGAUGCUCGACUUCAAACACCAAUGUACUUCUUCCUCUGCCACCUCUCCUUCCUGGACCUCUGUUACACCACGAGCAUUGUGCCCCAGCUUCUGAUCAACCUCCAGGGAUAUGACAGGACCAUCAGCUAUGGAGGAUGUGUGGCCCAGCUCUUCCUUUUCCUUGCUCUGGCCUCCACAGAGAGUGUGCUCCUGGUGGUCAUGGCCUUUGAUCGCUAUGCUGCUGUGUGUCGUCCCCUGCACUACACGACCAUCAUGCACCCUCUUCUCUGCCUCUCACUAGCUAUUGCUUCAUGGGUAGGAGGAUUCAUGAACUCUCUGAUUCAGACAAGCCUGAUGAUGGUGAUGCCUAUUUGUGGACACCAACUGAACCACUUCUUCUGUGAGAUGCCUAUUCUUUUGAAGUUGGCCUGUGAGAACACAGAAGAAACAGAGGCCAAAAUGUUUGUGACCCGAGUUGUAUUCUUGAUAUUUCCUGUAACACUAAUUCUGGGCUCCUAUGCAAACAUUGCUCAGGCGGUGCUGAAGACCAAGUCAAUGGCAGGGUGCAAAAAGGCCCUGGGCACUUGUGGGUCCCACCUUGUGGUGGUUUCUAUGUUUUAUGGUGCAGCCAUCUACACAUACUUACAACCCAAGGGCAGUUAUUCUGAGAGCAAGGGGAAGUUUGUUGCCCUUUUUUAUAUUAUCAUCACCCCCAUGCUCAAUCCUUUGAUUUAUACCCUGAGGAACAAGGAUGUGAAGAGGGCUCUGUGGAGGGUGCUAGGGAGAGGCACAGACUCAGGAUAGAAGACCAAAAGACAACCAGUACGAUUUGGUUUAAUAGUUCUUGGGUUACAGACUCAUCUGUCCUUGCAAAGCAAUUUAUCAGUAAAAAAAAUAAGCUUCCACAGACCCUAUGGGUUUGAUGCUUCUUUGUUCUGAAGAUAGAAGUGAGGAGGGUCUUUUGAAAUGCUUUGUAGUCCAGUGUAUAUAAUCCAUAUGAUACAGGGAGUAAGAGUUGAUUUGUAACAUGGUGUUUAGGAAGUGGAUAUUAUCUCCUCUUGUACAAAGUGGAGACAGUUUCUAGGUAAGCCUGGGAGACAGGGAAGCAUUGUUCAGAUGGCAGUUCCUUCAGAUUUCUAGCAUGGUGCCGAGCAGAAUGCCCUAUGACAAAGAUUUGCAUCAAUGCCUAUGCUUCUAAUUCCCUCUAUCCUGUCUAGGUCCCUUCACUUUACAGGAUCUCUUUUUAUGGUCUACUUAGGUUGAUACCUUUCUGUGAUAUUUGAAGAAUAUAAGAAAUAAUGAUUAAUGGUUUAUCACGAAGCAUGUAGAGGCCCGAUGUGAAUGUUGCUUUUCUACUUGGGGUCACAUGCAAAGAAGUAUUAAGGAGGCAUUCAAAAAAGGAGGGCAGGCAUUGCUAUUUCCCCAGCUGUACAGUGCAACUCAGGAAUGAUGCUUGACAUGGGGAAGAUGAUAAUGUUCAUGAAUGAGAAGAAACUAGAGAAACUGGAGAGAAAACCAAACAUGAGCUUAAUUAGUAGACAUCACUGCUUUGUCUGACUGAUUCUUUCCAAUGUUCUAGAUUCUUCUUAAUUACCUAUUCUUAGGUAAAAGGUCAAAUAGUGUGCUUUACAGAGUCAACCAAUCUAUAACUGUUCUCAUUUCUCGAACUCUUAAUGUAACUCAAGCCCUGUGCUUAUAGAACUUUCUGUUUUAUUACAUUUAAUUAUCUCAGUGUGGAAUACAGGCAAAUUCCUCCCUCAUAUUAGUUAUACUUAUCAAGAGACCAAAUGCCAGAUAAUUACUUUGUGUUGUUAUUUUCAGUUUUCCCAGAUACUAAAUAGAAAUUCAUUAUUUGAAUGUGCCCUAUUUUGUUGUAAAUCUUAUCCAGCUAGCUGCUACCUAAGAUUCCACAUUUUAUAUUUAUUAGCUCAGGGCACUGGCCAAUAAAUGUAACAAAAAUGAA